UCAUCGUCAGGUUCAAACUUCUGCUGCUCUUCUGGGUUUUCAAUUACAGUGAAACCAUCCCUAUACAUGUGAUGGGAAAAAAGGGAGGCAGCGUCAUCCUGCCAUGUGAAUUAAAGGCCAGAGAUAUUUUUCAUAUUCGUUUAAACAGACAAUCAAAAAACAUCCUUGUUUAUCAAAAUAAAUACUGCAGUAAAGGAGUAUGUAAAAAAGAAGCCUGUGAUGUCAUCAUCAAUGAUUUGAGCUUCAGUGAUGCUGGGAAAUACAUUUUGGAUAUCUAUUACAUUAAUGCUGAGUCAAUACUGGAUCCACAAAUCAGGACGUACCAACUUCAUAUUUACGAUGAUAUUUUUGUGAAAAUAGGUGAAAGGCUAAAGUUGGAUGUUUUGUUGCCAGAUGCUCGUCAAGUUACGCAUCAAAACAAAAGCAGCACAGAAUGGAAGAAGAUCUGGAAGAGAGACAGCAAGAAAAGAGUUAAAAUAACACACGAUCGACUGAACGACACUGAUGGGACUCUGAGCAUUAAAGAGUUUACGGCUGAUGACGCAGGAACAUACAGAGUUCUGGGUUAUGAAGGAGAAAUCCUGAUCACAGUGACAGUCACAGAUGAGAAAAAUUCAAAGGGAAAACUGAACGACACGGAUGAUGACAAAAAACAUAAUCACUGGGGUGUGUUCGGGCCAGCGGGACUGUUUGUGUCCGCUGUGUUUGCUCUGCUGUUUCUGAUUCUGAGUGCUGCCAUCAUCAAAAAGAUGCAGUGAUGCAUGAAACAUCUGGACAGAGGUUUCUGCUCAUCUGUCUUCAGAGUUAAAAGAUCUGCAGAGGAUUCUGUCAACAUAUUUCUGCAAUAUAUUUUUCAUUUACUGUAAACACUGUAUUUGCAAAACUAGUUCCAAAAAGGUUGUGACGUUGGGUAUAAUAUAAAUAAAAA
Molecule: messenger RNA, 928 nt
Organism: Cyprinus carpio (common carp)
Lineage: Eukaryota; Metazoa; Chordata; Actinopteri; Cypriniformes; Cyprinidae
Exons: 5
Coding region: 72-758 (228 amino acids)
Source: RefSeq, a predicted model, not a curated record